Molecule: messenger RNA, 830 nt
Organism: Schizosaccharomyces octosporus yFS286
Lineage: Eukaryota; Fungi; Ascomycota; Schizosaccharomycetes; Schizosaccharomycetales; Schizosaccharomycetaceae
Product: rRNA processing protein
Exons: 4
Coding region: 101-652 (183 amino acids)
Biological process (GO): maturation of SSU-rRNA from tricistronic rRNA transcript (SSU-rRNA, 5.8S rRNA, LSU-rRNA)
Cellular component (GO): preribosome, small subunit precursor; nucleolus
Source: RefSeq, a predicted model, not a curated record
CCGGAGAUGAAAAUAGCAGUGAAAACUAGUUAUUACAGGACUUCUUGAUUUUCCAAAACGAGUCAAAAGGGAGUAGAGCUUAUACAAGAAGCGAAUAAGUAUGGGAAAAAUCAAGGGACCAGGGCUUGCUAUUGUAAAGAAAAAAAUUCGUGAUAAUGAACGUUUGCUGAAGAAGGAAAAUUUACCUGCGAAUGUUCGAGUAGAGCAUGAACGUGCCUUGGCUGCUUUGCAAGAUCAGCUUCAGGGUGUUCAAUUGGAACAUAAAAAGAUAAAGUAUUACGAAAGAUAUAAGAAAAUACGAUUUUUCGAACGCAAAAAGGCUGAAAGACAUAUAAAACAAUUGGAAAAGCGUUUACUAGAUCCCUCCAUCGAUGUUUCUGAAAAAGAAAAGAUGAAGGAACAAUUACACAAAUAUAAAGUUGAUCUUUUGUAUAUCAAGGCAUAUCCACCUCUCGUCAAAUAUGUUUCCUUAUACGCUGAAGGAACUGCUGAUUCUACUGAAGAGACAAGGAAGAAAAUUUGGCGUGAAAUGGAAGAGCGUCUCUUGUCUGGUAAAACGCAAAAUCUUGGGCCUUCUGGUUCCAACAACAUACCCGUACAAAAGAAACACGCAGCUCAGGAAGAGUUAGAAGAUGAAUUUUUUGAAAAAUAGAAAAUUUCUCUCUUAUCGGAAGAAAUUGGUGAAAGGUUUUGGUCAUAUUGCGAUUAUUUUAGGUUAUCAUUAGGGCUAGUCGGAUUCAUGCAUGCAAAUUUUAAUACCGUUAUACUUUUUUUUGUCUUUGAUGAUAAGUUAAUGACAUUCAUUCUGUUUGCUGAGCAAUGUAGCUUCC